AUGUCUGAUUAUUUCCAACAAACCAACACUAGUAAUCAAUCAGCAAAUAAUGAUGGAAACAAAAAGGACGAGGAAAUAACGUUGAAUUACCUACCUGAUGGAACGGAACCAUCAUCAGAUAUAUCAGAAAAUAAAAUUGUGGUCUUGGACUAUAUGCCUCGAAUUAGUAUAACUACGAAUCUCAAUUCAUUUGAAAAUUUAUUAAACACUGAAACAAUAGUCUUGCACAAAUUGAAUAUUUCUUACGAAGAUAUUUUUAAAACGUUUAAAGAAAAACUUAUGACCAAAAUUGUAAACGGCGAAUACGCUAUGAGUGAUAACGAUGUUAUUAAUCUGGACAAAAUGAUAGGAUUAGCGUGUAUUGCUAUGAGUGAAUCUGAAAAAAAUAACAAAAAAUUACGAACCAGGAACAGCAUUUUACAGAAUAAAUAUAAAAAUUAUGACUGGGCAGUUAAAGAAUGCAGUAGGCUUAAUUCUGAAAUGGAUAAAAUAAAAUAUAAUCUUUGUUUAGCAUUAGGUCGUAGGUUCAAUGACAAGGAAGAUGUUAUGCAUUUGACUAAUUUUUGCGUUGCAUUAGCUGCACGUGAAAAUGAAUAUCAUUACAUUCUGACAGAAAACGAUAAGUUGAAGUACAUUAUAAAUAAGCAACUGAUGAACAUACGCGUUAAAACGUUAAAUAAUUAUGAUGAAGUUCUACAAAGCUUAGAGAAGUUAAAAGAAAAACUAUAUAUUAAAGAUCUCAAAAUAUCACAGUUGAAAGAUGAGUUAUGUUUGAUAAAUGAAAAAAAAAAAACAAAUUUCAAUUAUUGCAUAAAAAUUUGUCAGAGUUUCCCGAAAAAUUGA
Molecule: messenger RNA, 843 nt
Organism: Macrosiphum euphorbiae (potato aphid)
Lineage: Eukaryota; Metazoa; Arthropoda; Insecta; Hemiptera; Aphididae
Source: the annotation of a GenBank genome assembly